AUGUAUUAUUACUUGCCGGACAAACGAAACACAGAAGAAUAUUGUCAGAAUGCCCCCGAAAGGACACAUGUUGCUAGCUCAACUUUUAAACCAGAUAAAUCAGACGAGGACCUCUCAUCCCGCAUUGUAAUCCAGAGGACGGGCGGGAACAGGUGCGAAAACCCCACCGACAGAUUUACGACCCUAAGGCGAAGGGAAAAUAUUACUAAAGUUAAGCCUGAGUUCGUCCGAGCGUUGAGGACGGAUGUGCACGAAAAACUGGACAAUGGCACAGUUAUAAAGUCUAUCGCCGAAGACGAGACAAUCAGCCUAUCCUGUGAGGCGGGGGGUGCAAAACCUAUACCAACCGUUCAAUGGUGGAAUGGAACUUCACAGAUCAAAGCGCACCGUUUUGUGACUACACCGUUUAAGAGAAUCCGUGCUUAG
Messenger RNA from Nezara viridula (southern green stink bug), 426 nucleotides. The record is from the annotation of a GenBank genome assembly. NCBI's taxonomy places the organism in Eukaryota, Metazoa, Arthropoda, Insecta, Hemiptera, Pentatomidae.